Microthlaspi erraticum is the source of this 2442-nucleotide messenger RNA. The record is from the annotation of a GenBank genome assembly. Lineage: Eukaryota; Viridiplantae; Streptophyta; Magnoliopsida; Brassicales; Brassicaceae.
AUGGCUACAAAUUCUUCAAAAGCUUGUCCAGCUCCAAUGAAAGCAACCUCUAAUGGAGUUUUCCAAGGAGAUAACCCAAUAGACUUCGCUUUACCACUUGCGAUUCUGCAGAUAGUCAUCGUCGUGGUCCUCACUCGUGUUCUUGCUUACCUCUUAAGACCUUUGAGACAACCUCGUGUUAUUGCAGAAGUCAUUGGUGGGAUUAUGCUGGGACCGUCUCUUCUUGGCCGUUCCAAGGUUUUUCUUGACGCUGUCUUCCCAAAGAAGAGCCUCACUGUUCUUGAAACUCUGGCUAACCUCGGCCUUCUCUUCUUCCUUUUCCUCGCCGGUUUAGAGAUCGACACCAAAGCCCUCCGUCACACCGGGAAAAAGGCUUUAGGGAUUGCCCUGGCCGGAAUCUCCCUCCCGUUUGCUCUUGGCAUUGGCUCUUCGUUUGUUCUGAGAGGAACAAUCAACAAAGGAGUAGACAGCACUGCGUUCCUCAUCUUCAUGGGUGUGGCACUUUCCAUCACUGCCUUCCCUGUCUUGGCCCGUAUCUUAGCUGAGCUCAAGCUCCUCACCACUGAGAUCGGACGGCUUGCCAUGUCAGCAGCUGCGGUUAACGACGUGGCAGCUUGGAUUCUCCUUGCUCUAGCCAUUGCUCUCUCGGGAUCCAACGCCUCCCCUCUCGUCUCUCUUUGGGUUUUCCUCUCCGGGUGUGCGUUUAUCAUCGGUGCUUCUUUCAUCAUUCCUCCAAUCUUCAAAUGGAUCGCCCGGAGGUGCCACGAGGGAGAGCCCAUCGAAGAAACCUACAUCUGCGCCACUUUAGCUGUGGUUCUUGUCUGCGGAUUCAUCACCGACGCCAUUGGGAUCCAUUCCAUGUUUGGUGCUUUUGUGGUUGGUGUUUUGAUCCCAAAGGAAGGACCUUUCGCUGGUGCCCUCGUUGAGAAGGUGGAGGAUCUUGUUUCCGGUCUCUUCCUGCCGCUUUACUUUGUGGCGAGCGGUCUGAAAACGAACGUGGCCACGAUUCAAGGAGCUCAGUCUUGGGGCCUUCUGGUUCUAGUCACCGUCACUGCUUGUUUCGGUAAGAUUGUUGGCACUCUCGGUGUUUCCCUCGCCUUCAAGAUACCUAUGCGUGAAGCUGUUGCAUUAGGCUUCCUCAUGAACACUAAAGGAUUAGUCGAACUCAUCGUCCUCAACAUCGGGAAAGAUCGAAAGGUUCUGAAUGAUCAGACAUUUGCCAUAAUGGUACUAAUGGCUCUCUUCACAACCUUCAUCACCACACCAAUCGUGAUGGCGGUUUACAAACCCGCGAGGAGAGCGAAGAAAGAAGGCGAAUACAAACACAGGACGGUCGAGCGAGACAACACAAACACACAGCUCCGAAUCCUCACAUGUUUCCAUGGCGCAGGAAGCAUUCCUUCGAUGAUAAACCUCCUCGAAGCCUCGAGAGGCAUAGAGAAAGGCGAAGGACUCUGCGUCUACGCUCUUCACUUGAGAGAGCUCUCGGAGAGAUCUUCAGCUAUCCUAAUGGUUCACAAAGUUCGCAAAAACGGAAUGCCGUUUUGGAACAGGAGAGGGAUCAACGCAGGAGCAGACGCAGAUCAAGUGGUGGUUGCUUUCCAAGCGUUUCAGCAGCUGAGCAGAGUCAAUGUCAGACCAAUGACGGCGAUCUCUUCAAUGACUGAUAUUCACGAAGAUAUCUGUACAACGGCUGAGAGGAAAAAAGCAGCCAUUGUGAUUCUGCCGUUUCACAAGCAUCAGCAGCUUGAUGGUUCGUUGGAGACGACGCGUGGAGAUUACCGGUGGAUCAACAGGCGGGUUUUGGUUGAGGCUCCUUGCUCCGUUGGGAUAUUCGUUGACCGUGGGCUCGGUGGUUCCAGUCAAGUCUCCGCUCAGGACGUUUCUUACUCCGUCGUUGUUUUGUUCUUCGGUGGUCGUGACGAUCGUGAAGCGUUGGCGUAUGGAUUACGAAUGGCGGAGCAUCCCGGAAUUUCCUUGACGGUUUUCCGGUUUGUGCUGUCGCCGGAGAGAGUCGGAGAGAUUACUCGUGUCGAGGUGGAUAAUAACAACAGCGAGAAUCAGAGUCUGAAAAAUCUCAAUUCGGAUGAGGAGAUUAUGUCUGAUAUCAGGAAGAAGGCGUCGGCGGAUGAAUCGAUCAAGUUCGUGGAGAAACGAGUGGAAAACGCUGCCGUGGAUGUUAGAUCGGCGAUUGAGGAAGUGCGGCGGAGCAAUCUGUUCUUGGUGGGUAGAAUGCCAGGUGGAGAAAUCGCAUUGGCGAUUAGGGAAAACAGUGAAUGCCCAGAGCUUGGACCAGUCGGAAGCUUGUUGAUCUCGCCGGAAUCUUCGACGAGAGCAUCGGUUCUGGUGAUUCAGCAGUAUAAUGGCACCGGAACAGCUCCGGAUUUGGCUGCAGCUGGGACAGAGUUAUCGACUUCUUCGCCGGAUAAAGACUCUGAAUAA